AUGUCACACCAACAACUGAAUGUCGAAAUAUCGGCUAUUGAUUUAAAAGACUUAAAGCUUUCAGACCCCUACACUAAACUACAGCUGCUAGAAUGUUUAAAAGCAUUCUUACAUAGCAUCCCCGGAGUGAACCACGUUAUUUAUCUUGUUGACCGUGGUGUUGAUAUAUCCAAGCAUUUAAAUGCAUCUUCAACAUUCUGUCUCGAUGAACUGCCUGCAAGUACAUCUAAUACAGAACAAGUGUUUUCAAUCAUUCAAUAUCCUCGUGGCUUGGCGUUUAAUUCAAUACUAAAGUCAAAUACGCUAGAAGCUAACGACCUAAAAUAUCAUAAUGUGGAGCUGCUGGAUGCAAAUCUCAAUUCCAUUGAUUUUAAAAGCCAAGCAAGUAUGGAGAGCUUAGCCUACGACUGCUUUCCCUUACUUUGUCCCUUUGCCAUAGCAUGCUUCAGUAUAUGUAUUCUAUAUAUAUUUUACAAGUUUAUCGCAUUAGUCUUAAAAUUCAAUAAGUCUGGAGAAAAGAGUAAAGGACCUUCGAAAUUUGAAAAAAGCCUUGGUACAGUCUGCAACAUUGCUUCGUUUUCAGGACUUUUUGAUUGUGUAUACUUUAUCUCGCUCUUGCUUACCGCUUACUACUAUAAUAGCAUAAAUUUCUAUGAUCAAGGUGUAAGUAUAUUUGUGAGGUAUUUCACAAACAGACUUGUCUUGGGGCUGCUAUCCUCAUACAUACUGCUAAACUUAAAAAGAAAGGAAUUUAGCUACAAGUGGUUUAUGAUAGGAUCAGGUGUGACGAUCCUGGCAAAAAUGUUCACCAUAGGGUAUCUAUCAAAAAUUUACAUACUCCUAAAUGUCAUCAAUACUGCUCAGAUCUCCAUUAUGGCCGGGAUUUCUGCAUUAUGCUACUUGCUUUACUUCGUUGGGUUUUUGAUUACUAACGGCAGGGACGAAAUACAGAGUAUGCGAAAGCUACCCUCUGCACAGAGAUAUGAGGAAAAUAAAAAAGAGGGGUUUGUUGAAGGAAUGUACAUGGAGAAUGCAGGCGUCAAGUAA
This is a messenger RNA of Vittaforma corneae ATCC 50505, 1047 nucleotides long. RefSeq lists its product as uncharacterized. The transcript has a single exon. NCBI's taxonomy places the organism in Eukaryota, Fungi, Microsporidia, Nosematidae. The record is from RefSeq and is a predicted model, not a curated record. The coding region runs from base 1 to 1047 and encodes 348 amino acids.